Chaetomium globosum CBS 148.51 is the source of this 4566-nucleotide messenger RNA. RefSeq lists its product as uncharacterized. Bases 1 to 4566 code for a protein of 1521 amino acids. Gene Ontology annotation, biological process: DNA integration. Gene Ontology annotation, molecular function: nucleic acid binding. The transcript is spliced from 3 exons. The record is from RefSeq and is a predicted model, not a curated record. Lineage: Eukaryota; Fungi; Ascomycota; Sordariomycetes; Sordariales; Chaetomiaceae.
AUGACGACCGAUCAGACAAAAAGUCAGUCUCGAUUCGUCUAUCUAGACGGCCCCGGCGACUGGGAAGUCUGGGAACAAGACUUCUUGAGCAAAGUCAAGCUCCAACGCGUCUGGGACCAAGUCCAGGGAACGAAGCCCCUGAGGAAAGAACCGAUAUGCCCGGAACCCGAUCAGGGCUACGCAACCCGAGCGAACGCGGCCCGAGGCGCGCAAUCCGCGACAGACUCGACAAUCACCGUAGCUUCAGGCUCUCGACCGAUAUCCGUGGCGGAUCUCACCGACGGCGGCCGCACUCGAUUCAACGAAGACAUGGCAACCUACAUCCGUCUGGAAACCCUCUACGUGCAAGAAGCGAAGGCCAUGGCAGAAAUCGGCGAGUUCGUCAUCAAGACCGUCAACCCGAAAGUGGGAGCCACAACCGAAUGGGGAUACAACAAAGCCAGCAACGAUUACCACGAAGCCCUCAAGCCAUUAGCGAAAAUCAAGGACUAUGAGACCUUCAUCGACAAAUGGGAAACGGCAUUUUCCGUCGCCAACGACAAGGGAGUCGCCGAGACGCUCAACUACCUCUCGUGGUCGCGGGAUUUUUUCCGAUCCAUCAAGAACGUUCCAGAGGCUGUCGCGUGGGGAAUAUCAUACCGUCAAACCAAAGGGCAAGACUUCCAAGAAGGGAAGCUCACGUAUCGUGACUUUGCGGUGGACUUUCGCAACGAGAUGGGCCUGGUCGCGCCCACAACAAUGCACAAAAAGAUUGGGAGAGGUGCAUUUGGACCUACCUACGCGGAUCAGGAGGCCAACGACCAAAACGCAGAAGGCGCAUCCAGAGGGCGGGGAGGACGCACCCGUUCAGGCAAGAAACGCACGCGAGACAACCGAUCGUUUUCGUCGAAGUGCAUGCUCUGUGACGUCCCGGGACACAAGAUCGAGGAGUGUUUCUUUCUGUCCCAACAAGCCCCAACCUGGUUUAAGCCAACGGAUGAGAAAAGAGAGGAGAUUGAAGCUCGCAUUGAAGAAGAUGUGAACAUCAAGAGGAUUGUUCAAGGCAUGAGGGGCAAGCGCCCUAGGACAGGAACCAGAUCGGGAAGAGACUCCCGAUUAGCCGUCAGGGGAUACGGAGACGUAACCAUCCAGUUGGGGACCACGCGGAAGGUCAUGAGACUUCGAGACGUGGCAUUCAUCCCUAGCAUUCAGUGCAACUUGGUCUCCUUGCGUCUCAUCAGACGGCAGGGAUUUUACUGGGACAACCGAAAUGACCCAACCCUCCUCAGGAGAAGAGUAGACAACUCUGUGGUGUGUCGACUCCGGGACCUACACGGGCAGUACGUCAUCGAAUACAACGACGCCAAUUCCAACCAUGCAUCUUUUGCAACCCGAUCAGCACGCUGGACGAACUGGAAACGACCAUCAGUCACAGCAGAAGCCCAGAAAUGGCACCUCCGAUACGGGCAUCCAGGACCAGAGGCCUUAGCCCGACUGCAGCGGACAGCUCAGGGGGUGAAGAUCAGAGGGCCAACCACAGUCCAGUGCGAGGCAUGCGCCAAGAGCAAGAUCAAGCGACAGAUCAGUCGUCGUCCACGCCAAUUUACCCAAGGGGUAGGCGAGAGACUAGCCGUCGAUUUCCACGAAUACACCCAAGGAUACGAAGGAUUCAAGCACCUGAUGCUGGUCACCGAUCGCUGGUCUGGACUGGUCUGGGAUUUCUACCUCACCGAUCGGAAGGGGAAGACACUUGUGGAAGCCUUUGACGGACUCUGGAUCUACCUGGACACGCAGUACAGGAUUCGCCCCGCGGUCAUCGAGACCGACAACGAAGUCAUGAAACAUGACGGGAUCAUUUCAUGGGCAGCCGAGAAAGGUAUCCGUUUCGAGCCCUCAGCACCGUACACUCAAGCACAGAACGGCGGCGCAGAGCGCUCAGGGGGUGUGAUCAAAGAAAAGGCGAGAGCGAUCCGAGAGUCAGCAAAAUUUCCAGAGUUCCUUUGGCCAGAAAUCGUCAAAGCAGCAGUCUAUCUUCAUAAUCGCACUCCGACGCUGAUCAACCAUUGGAAAUCACCAUACGAGCGAUUCCACACACAGAUCGGAACCCACGCGGGAGGAUUCGCCCAGGCAAGGAAGCCUGAAGGCACGCAUCUGAAAGCGUACGGAUGCAAGGCAUACGCCAUGACGGCGAAAGCACAAGAGAAAAAGGAUCGAAUCAGGAGAUUCAACCCCAAGGCUUGGGUAGGAUAUUUGAUCGGAUAUCAAUCGUCCAACAUCUAUCGAGUAUGGGUUCCCUCGCUCAAUCGCGUCAUCAGCACCAGGGACGUGAUCUUCAACGAAGACGAGUUCUUCAGCGGCAACGUGGAACAACUGCGAGACGACUUGCGGAUCCUCAACGAAGAGGACCUGAAGAAGGCCUUGGACACUGCCGAAUUACCCGAACCCGACCUAGAGGACGAGCCAACAGGCCGAUCAGGAGAAGACGAGGAAGUGAUGGACAUGGGAGAUCCUCUGGAUCCAGUGGAAGACUCAAGCUCAGAGUCGAAGCUCACCUCUACACGAUUCGAGCCUCUCCCUACUCCGCCUCAGUCCCCUCCAGCAGCGUUCUUCACCACCAUGUACGAGAAAACGUCAUAUGACGAGCCCCAGGACCAGGAGUCAACCUACAAUGCUUGGCAGGGUGUUGAAGCCUACAAUGUCUCGAGGCAAGAAGGCCCGAGGCAGGCGACUUCCCCCUACAAUGUCAAGCAGGUUGCAGCGGCCUACAAUGCCAGUCAGGUUGAAGUAACCUACAAUGACACCCAGCAGGCUACCCCGUGGGAGCAGGCCUACAAUGCUGGAAGGCAGACCGCUGAUCCGAAGUCCGCGAGGGGAGAAGCGUAUCAAGCGCGCAGACGUCGGCUUAGACCGAUGCGAUCCGGUUACACGGACGCAAACAAAGGGACGAUCCUCGAGCGACUGAAGGCUCUACAAAGGACUCACAGAUCAGAACUGCCAGUACCCCCAAAGAACGGGAGAGUGCAGGAUCACCCCUUAAAGGAACUGUUCCAUCAAGCGGAACUCGAUCACCUGAAGAGCCAUGACCAGAUGCAGUCCUGGAGAGAAGUUCCCAGGACUGUGGCCCAAGGCAAACAGAUCCUUGGUUGCAUGUGGGUAUACGUCUACAAGACGGACAAGCACGGUUACUUUGUGAAGUGCAAGGCUCGUCUGGUCGUGAGAGGAGACCAGCAGCGGUGGUCAGCAGGCGAAGAGACCUAUGCCGCGACACUGGCUGGCCGAUCGUUUAGAACUCUGAUGAGCAUUGCUGCCCGCUUUGAUCUAGAACUGACUCAAUAUGACGCAGUCAACGCGUUCGUUAACGCGAAGCUCCCGUACGAAGUGUACAUGGAGAUGCCACGAGGUCACCGAAAGGGCGAUACGAUCCUGAAACUCGAGAAGGCCCUCUAUGGAUUGAGAAUAUCACCCCUCCUAUGGCAAAAGGAACUGACAACCACCAUGAUCGAACUGGGAUUUGUUCAGAUCCCUCAUGAGCCCUGCUGUUUCAAGAAGGACGGCAUCCUUGUGUUCUUUUACGUCGAUGACAUAGUCUUCGCGUUCCGCAAAGAAAAGAGACUCCUAGAAAAGGUUCUCGCCGCGAAGCUGGGUCAGCGAUACGAACUCUCAGGGGGUGGGGGACUUCAAUGGUUCCUCGGGAUCGAAGUGAUCAGAGACCGGACAAAACGUUUGAUCAGGCUCUCUCAGACGGCGUAUAUCGACAAGAUCAGCAAGCUGAUUCGAGGACCGGCGAAAAGCGAGGUGCCAAUGGGCCGAAACGAACUCCUACCAUACGAUGGUGUGACUACCGCCUCCGAUCUGAACUGGUACCAGAGAACGAUCGGAUCGAUCCUGUUUGCCGCCGUACAGACAAGGGCCGAUAUCUCUUUUGCAACAUCAAGACUGGCUCGAUUUCUCAACAACCCGGGGCCACAGCACUGCCAAGCUGCCGAUCAGGUCCUAACUUACCUCAAGAGGACGCGAAACUACGCCCUUCAACUUGGAGGAGCAGACACGCUUGACAUUGCCAGUGACGCCUCAUUUGCUGACAAUUCGCUUGACCGGAAGAGCUCCCAGGGACUGGCCAUGAAACUAUUUGGAGGUCUGAUCGCAUGGAGGGCUAACAAGCAAGAUACGGUCACCACGUCAACCACGGAGGCCGAACUCCUUUCCCUUUCGCAAGCAGCCAAGGAAGCACUCUUCAUCGACAGGCUUCUCAAAGAGCUGACAGUCGCUCUCGAAGACAACUACCUCACGAUCCAAUGCGACAACAUCCAGACGAUUAGACUGGUGAACCGAGACACAGUCACCCUUCAGACCAAGCUGCGCCACGUGGAUAUCCACAAUCACUGGAUUCGCCAGGAAGUCAACAACGGUCGGAUCAGAGUCGUGUACACGCCUUCAGACAAGAUGAUUGCCGACGGUUUCACGAAGGCGCUGCAGAGGGAGAAGUGGCAAGGGUUUCUAGACUGUCUGAGCAUUGUGGAGGUGGAAGAUCAUUUACGAAGGCCACCAGCCGCCAGAUCAGAAGAGCCGGAACCCCGUUCAAAGUAA